CGUCUUCUAGUCAACUCGAAAUUUUGUUGUGUUUCACAAACAUCCCUCCAUUUUUCAAUAGGAUUUUUGCGGAGGUGGGAAAUGAAGAUUGCGAUUCUGCUUGUCCUUUUGGGUUUGGCCAAGGCUCAAAUUCAAUUAGGAUCACAGAAAAGAGAUGCACUAUUUUGGAAUGCUUAUCCUAAUUAUCCCGUGCUUCAACGAGUGACACGAGCCCAACCGGCCAUCUACCCGCCAGGAAAGACCUGGCCCGAUCAUUACGAACGCCCUUACAGCCCUCAACCUUAUAGCUUUGCGUACGACGUUAAUGAUGGCUACAACAAUUACGGGCAUCAGCAGCAGAGCGACGGUUACGUCACUUCCGGUUCGUAUCGAGUGCUGCUGCCCGACGGCCGCACACAGAUCGUUCAAUUCAGGGCGGACAAGAACGGCUACGUGGCCGAUGUGAAGUACGAGGUGUCCCUUUUCAAGCCGGCCUCGCCGUCUUACAGGCCGCCUGUUGCCCCUGUGUACAAAACCAACGCUGGGCAGGGCAACAAAGCGGCCUGGACGGCCUUUACGGCCUACCAGCCGGCCACUAAGAAACCGUCCUACAAAGCUGAUCUGAUCGCGGCCCUCGGCUAUAAAACGAAGGCGGCCAUGCCUUCCAUCGCGGCCGGUCAACAAGCUGCGAUCGAUCCGCAGUACAAGAGGCCAGCGGCUGUUCCAGAAUACCACAACAGAGAGCAUAAAACAGCGUCGGUUGCAUCCGCUCCGGUCUAUCGAGAUGCCAAUGUUCCAGCGUAUUCACGUCCGGUUGUUGUAACCGUACCGGAGUACAGACCUCCGGCUCCAGCGGCUCCUACCGUUCAAGUUUAUCGAGUUCCAGCCGAUCGGGAGAAGAAGGCCCCAACUGCUUACAAGAUUCCGGCUAAGCCCUCUGUUCCAGUUUACAGGCCAGCAGCUGCACCGGAAUACAAAACGGCUGCCACGCCAGUUUACAAAGUUCCAGAAACUCCAUCCGCCACGUACCGGCCACCACCAACUACCCCGGCGUAUAAGCCAAGAGAAGCUUACACAACUAGCCCUUCUAUCCAAGCCCCUCCCGUUUACGAAUCAUCUACUCCGGCACCCCGUCCAACCUGGACAGCCUUGCGGUAUGCAGUUCCAGAAACGUCCACUGCCUCAUCACACGAAGCUCCUUACAACGCCCCAGCCACAACUGAGUAUCCAGUUGCCGUUACUACCCCGGCCUACAGGCCUCCUGCGCCAGUUUACGAAGUGACGACCGUUCUAGCUGAACUAUCAACUACACCGUCCUAUCAGAAUUACGCUGCUCCCUGGACAGCUUUCAGAGCUACAGAGGCUCCAUACCAACCACCUGUGGUACCUUCGUACGUCCCUUCAACGACCGUCAACAGCGUCCGCCCGUCUUACGAAACAUCAACGCAAACAUAUUCGAACGAAGCGGGACCAACUCCUCCCGACGUACCUGCUGUUUAUCCUAACCCGGAGCUUUCCUCUACUUACGAGCCAUCCGCAUGGACGGAACGGCCUUCCGUUUACGUUCCAGCCGAGGAAACGUACACGACGCCCAAACCAGAAAUCAAUGACGUCACUACUACCGUGACUCCCGUUCCAGCUGUUUACGAAGCCCCUACUACCGAUGCAACUCGAUCUCCGUGGGCUGGAUUCCGGCUCACGCCGGAAGUCCCUUUGUACGUCGCUCCGACCACUUACAGGCCCCUCAAUCCGCCCGUCUACAAAGUGCCGGACGUUCGUGUUUACGAACAGAAAACUUCACCAUCCGGACCGGCGUGGAACGCUUGGACCGCCUUCCGUUCUGCUCCUGCUCGUCCAUCAGCCGGUCGCCCUAGUUACGAAGUUUCAACUACUCCCGCUUACAAAUUGCCGCCACCGUUGAUCUACAGAAAUCGAAAAGCUUAAAAGACAAACCAUUUGUUUUAACUAAAUUUUUUGUUGUGUUUUUUAACAAACGAAACUGGCCAGCUAAACGCGUUUAAUUUGAAAAGCGUUUGAUCGAUGUUUUGACACAUCUUCCUAUAUUGCCCUAUUUUUUUUUUUUGCUUUGUAUACUUUUUGCUCAAAAUAAAUGUUUUCUAAUACUCGA
Daphnia carinata is the source of this 2107-nucleotide messenger RNA. RefSeq lists its product as uncharacterized. The coding region runs from base 82 to 1923 and encodes 613 amino acids. Lineage: Eukaryota; Metazoa; Arthropoda; Branchiopoda; Diplostraca; Daphniidae. The record is from RefSeq and is a predicted model, not a curated record. The transcript has 4 exons.